AUGUCGACCUACACCGAUCUGGAACACUUCAGCAGUGGUGGAUGGCUGACCUCAGCAUCAACGGUGCCCCAGAUUCAGAAAACCUCUGCCAACGCCUCCUUUCUUAAUCUGGGCGGUUUGGCGGGUGCUGCUUUUGGUGCUGCCACUUCGGCUGCUGGCCCUUUUGGUGGGGCCGUGGGCGGUCUUACUGGUGGGCUUGCUGGGAAGGCUGGCUCUGGUCCGAUUUUGAUGCCAGAGCCCAAAGCCGAAGAUCCGCGGGACCGCUUCAAAUUGAUGUUGGAUUUCAAGCGCACGGGCUACCCCGACGACCAUUAUCCUCAACCAGAUGCUGGCAGCCCUGGCCAGCUUGCCUUCACGGCGCUGCAUUGGUCGAGACAUGAGGUCGCCAAUGCACUCCGGGCCAUGGAAAGCAUGCGCUUCGUGGAGCAGCAAGCCCAAGUUGCAAAGGCGAUCGCAGACAAAGCCGCAGUACAACUCACGUACCUCAUGGAAUCUCCGUGCCUCAGAGGGGUGACGCAGCCUGCGGGCGCUGCAAGCGCACCGCCUGACCUCCAACGAGGCCUUUGGCCAAUGCAGUCGAUGUGCCCCCUAGAGGUCUUGCACAUCGCUGCUUUGCGCUGCAGGACGCCUGAGCAGGUUGAGCAUGGGGUUCAUGCCUACCACGCUCGUCUCUGGACUGCCAGCGACGCUCUCUCAGCGGCCUCCGUUACUUGGUCCCACAGCAGCGAUGGGUUGCAUCCCACACUUCCCGGUGCAAGGUACACAGACACACAUGGCCGGAAUGCUGCCUGGUUUGAUGGGUCCUCCGCAUGCUGCCAUGCAAUCAGCUGCGCAACCAGGCUUCUCAAGCCAGCCUCGAAGUUUGGGCUGCACCGGCUGCGGGGCAUGUUCAUCCCAGGCCAUGGGCGCUCAGCCUAUGGUGGGCUCACCUACAUGGUGCGAUGGGAGUGCCCAUCGGAG
Messenger RNA from Symbiodinium necroappetens, 960 nucleotides. NCBI's taxonomy places the organism in Eukaryota, Dinophyceae, Suessiales, Symbiodiniaceae. The record is from the annotation of a GenBank genome assembly.